AUGGAACAUAUAGCGGAUGCGUGGCAUCUCGCCGUCUGGAUAUAUAGCAGUGGUGGCGAUCCGCUGCGAUUAGGAUUCCACCUCUAUAUCAUGAACGCGUCUAGAUCUACCCUCUCCCGAACCCUCCAUCCAUCCCCCUCCUUCCGUACCCCCCCAUCCACCCGACCCAUCCAUUCCACCCACCCCAUCCACUCCCUCUCCAUCCCACCCCUCCCCACCACCCACCUCCGCACCCUCCUCCACCACCUCGGCGCCCCGACCACCGGCACCAAACCCACCCUCCUCACCAAUCUCCGCACCGCCCUCCACCUCCACCGCCUCUCCCCCACCCCCCGUCCCACCAUCGUCAGCAUCGACCUCGGCCUCCGUAACCUGGGAAUCUGCGUCGCGCAGCUCGACUUCCCCCCUGCAUCCUCAUCGUUAUCCCCAUCCCUUACCGUCACCCACUGGCGGCGUAUCGAGCUCGUCCCUGCCGUCCCCUCGCCCUCCCCCACCCCCUCCGACUCUCUGCAAACAACAUACCUCCCCCCCGACCCAUUCGCGCCCUCCGCGCUCGCCUCGCUCGCGCGUCGGGUGGUGGACGAAUGGGUGCGUCCGCAUAAGCCAUCUGCGGUGUUGAUCGAGCGGCAGCGGUGGCGGACGGGCGGGGCGGCGGCGGUGCAGCAGUGGACGGUGCGGGUGGGGUUGUUGGAGAUGGGGCUGUGGAGCGUGUUGGGGAUGGGGGAUGGGGAAAGGAGGGAGGUGGUGGGGGUGAGUCCGGCGAGGGUGGUGGGGUGGUGGGUUGGAGGGGAGAAGGGGGGGAAGGGGGGGAAGGGGAAAGGAAAAAGGGAGAAGAGCAGGAGGGUGGAGGUCGUGGGGCGGUGGGUGAGGGAGGGGGUGGGGGAGGGGGAGGGGAUAACGGUGGGGUUUGAAGGGCAGGCGGGAGAGAUGGCGAGGGCGUUUGUGGAGCUGGGGAAGAAGGGGCGGAGGAAAAAGGGAGAGGAGGAGGGGAUCGGGAAGUUGGAUGAUUUGAGUGAUUGUUUGCUGCAGGCGGCGGCGUUUGCGAAGUGGGAGGGGAAUAAGCGGAUGAUGGAGGGGAUGACGGGGGAGGAGUUGAGGGCUUGGGGAGCGGGGGAGGUUCCAGGGAGAUAG
This is a messenger RNA of Eremomyces bilateralis CBS 781.70, 1131 nucleotides long. RefSeq names its product ribonuclease H-like protein. Gene Ontology annotation, cellular component: mitochondrion. Gene Ontology annotation, molecular function: flap-structured DNA binding; Y-form DNA binding; crossed form four-way junction DNA binding. The coding region runs from base 1 to 1131 and encodes 376 amino acids. NCBI's taxonomy places the organism in Eukaryota, Fungi, Ascomycota, Dothideomycetes, Eremomycetales, Eremomycetaceae. The transcript has 2 exons. The record is from RefSeq and is a predicted model, not a curated record.